AUGGCGGAGUCAGAAGAGGGGACUGUGUAUUUCGUGGUGAAUAAUAUCCCCCCCGGUUUCAGAUCCGCUGAUCUGAGGAGCUAUUUCAGUCAGUUUAUCGAGAGCGGGGGGUUUCUAUGCUUUCAUUAUCGACACAGACCGGAGGUCCGAAUCCACCCGGCGGAGUCCGGAGAACCAAAACAACAGAACCAGAGCAGAGAGUCUGACCGCUCAGCCCUCUCAGCCCUGCCCGCUGCGGAGGGAGGCGAGCUGGGCCCGGAGAGUGCAGCGGCCCCGGGCGGCAGGAGGGCGGAGAGCUGCUGCUGCGUUGUGCUGGUGCGGAGCUCCGACUCGGAGCGCUUUGUGAAGAUGUACUCCGGAAACCAGUGGAUCGACUCUAAAGGGAACUGGACGCUGAAGCGCUGCGUUCUGCGCAGGAUCAAAGUGUCUGAGCACUCAGAUCCUGACGUCUUUCCCUAUAGAACGAAGGCUGAACUGAGGCGUCGUGCGACGCACUCGGACCGCUUCACUAAAGUGGACCUGAAGGCUCUUCCGGAGCUGAACCCCCCCGCUCUGAUGCCCGCGGGGAACGUGGGGACCCCCGUAAGUGUGUUCCUGCAGCUCAUCCAGUCCUGCCGUCUGCCCCCCCGACUCAUCCGCAAACUGGGCCUCACCUUCCCCAAAACCGGCUCUCACCGUCGCUACGGCAACGUGCCCUAUCAGUACCACAACAGCAGCCUGGUGGCCGCGAGCGAGGAGAGCGUGUUUACAGCGGGAGGGGUGGAGAUCAGCGGGCCUGGGAGGGUCCCACCACCGAGGACCACCACUACAGCCGAACCACAACCGUCCAACAAACCUCCAAUCACAGAGCAGACAGCAGAGGCUGAGAGUGAGGAGGACCAAUCAGGACCUGAUGAUGACGAUGACCGCUGUGAAGAAUGGGAACGGCACGAGGCUCUUCACGAGGACGUGACGAGUCAGGAGCGCACUAAAGAGCGGCUGUAUGAGGAGGAGAUCGAGCUGAAGUGGGAGAAAGGAGGAUCAGGGCUGGUCUUCUACACAGACGCUCAGUACUGGCAGGAGGAGGAGGGAGAUUUUGACGAGCAGACGGCCGACGACUGGGACGUGGACAUGAGCGUCUACUACGACAAAGACGGAGGCGACAUGGACUCCAGAGAUUACGUACGCAUGCGGUACGAAAAGAGACUGAGGGAAGGUCUGGAGGAGACGUCCAGCCAAAAAAUCGGAACCUUUGAGAAGUUUACUAAAGGUGUUGGCCGGCGUGUGAUGGAAAAGCAGGGCUGGAGGGAUGGAGAGGGACUCGGACACGCUCGAUCUGGGAUGCCUGAGGCUUUAGAGAACGAGGGACAGAACCCCAACUGUAAGAGAGGAUUUGGGUAUCACGGAGAGAAGCUCAGCUCAUUCCUGCCACUUAAAAGGCCGCGGCCAGAUUUUCACAUAUCCACUAUUUAUGACCAGCCCAAAGACAUUGACCAAGGGGACAGUCUGCUGAGACGCCAGCCAAGCACCAGCAUGAAGUACACAGACUGGAGGCCAGGGGGCAGCAAUGAGCCCAGCAGCUGACCAUACAGUCACUGAUGAUCAUUCACUACUUCACUAAUUUUGUAGUGAGAGCGUGACGGGUGUUUUAUAAACUGACCUCAAAAAGACCUCGUAUUUUUACAGGAAGUCCUGUGUUUAAACUCUAAAAACAAAUCCUUUGUCUUAAAGGGUUUAAAAUUAUUUCUUAUUGUUUUCAAAUGUUUUUCAAAACCGUUUCCUUCACUGCACAUGGUUUUAUUAAAGCUUGUAAACAGAAACAGC
Messenger RNA from Colossoma macropomum (tambaqui), 1803 nucleotides. RefSeq names its product G patch domain containing 3 (gene gpatch3). The record is from RefSeq and is a predicted model, not a curated record. The coding region runs from base 1 to 1563 and encodes 520 amino acids. Lineage: Eukaryota; Metazoa; Chordata; Actinopteri; Characiformes; Serrasalmidae. The transcript has 7 exons. Gene Ontology annotation, biological process: negative regulation of RIG-I signaling pathway; negative regulation of type I interferon production; positive regulation of DNA-templated transcription. Gene Ontology annotation, molecular function: nucleic acid binding.